CACAUGACCACCAGCGUGAAGCCCAGUCUGCCUGUGCGUGUUUGGCUCCUAUUUCCGCGUUCACCCACACCGACUGAAUGAGUCUCUACCAACACCGCAGCAGCAGCAGCAGCAGCAGCAGCUCUGUGUCUGCCGCCUGACGCAGAGAAACCGCGUCCCCGUGCGGGCAUCGUCGCCCACCCGCAUCGCUCCGCCGUCCGCAGCAGCCAUGCUCACGCGGGUGAAGACGGCCGUGGCCAGCCUGAUGGGAGGCGUGAUGGCCGGAGGAUCUAACGGAGACCAUCCCGGCGGCCCGGAACUGCCGCUCAAAUUUCCGUACAGCAGACCGGAGUUUCUGGGUCUGUCUGCCGACGAGGUCGAGUGCUCGGCGGAUCACAUAGCGCGACCGAUCCUGAUCCUGAAGGAGACCAAGCGGCUGCCGUGGGCCACCGGCUACGCGGAGGUGAUCAAUGCUGGGAAGAGCACCUUAAACGAAGACCAGGCCUGCUGCGAGGUGCUCAUGCUCAAACGGAGGCCUCUGGAGAGCUCAGGGCCAAACCGAAACCCCGCAGCCCGUCGGAGGUCUUCCCUGCCCAAUGGAGAGGGCCUCGGCCUCCGGGACGGCAGCGAUGGCUCAGAGGAUCUUACCUUUCACUACUGGGCGCUGUUCGACGGCCACGCUGGUUCUGGAGCUGCCGUCAUGGCGUCUCGUCUUCUCCAUCACCACAUCGCGCUGCACCUUCAAGAGGUGAUGGAGAUUCUGUGCACACCCAACCUGCAGCCGCCCACUUGCCUGGACGAGGAGCCCGUCAAUCACCUCCUGUCCGCAACGUCCAACCGUGCCCUGUCCAGGGCCGCGUCGCUACGAGGAGCCGCGGGCGCCCCGGGUUCGCCCAGCGCCCCGCCACCAACGCGCUUCUUCACCGAGAAGAAAGUUUCGCAAGAAAGCCUGGUUAUCGGAGCCAUAGAGAACGCCUUCAAAGACAUGGAUGUGCAGAUCGAGAAGGAGAAGGCGUCCUUCAACAUCUCAGGAGGCUGCACCGCUCUAAUGGUCGCCUGUCUGCAGGGGAAGCUGUACGUCGGCAACGCAGGGGACAGCAGAGCGAUCAUUGUGCGAGCCGGGGAAGUCAUUCCCAUGUCCUCAGAGUUCACGCCGGAGUCGGAGAGACAGCGGCUGCAGUUUCUGGCGUACAUGCAGCCACACUUGCUGGGGAACGAGUUCACACACCUGGAGUUCCCACGGCGGGUGCAGAGGAAGGAGGUGGGGAAGAGGAUGCUGUACCGGGACUUCACCAUGUCGGGAUGGUGGACGUCCUCGCUCACUCUCUACGCCUCCUCCAUCUCUGCCAGUCGGGCCAGAGGGGUAAAAAUCUGGCGGUGGAGACUUUUAGCUGUUGUUGUUGGCACGGGAACCGGGCGGUUUCGUUUGCACAGAACGAUGGACGUUGACCGAAACKAAUCCCGGAACGUGGCCGAGYAACUUACGCCUCUGAUCCUUUUGCAGGCUCGAGUGUUGGCGACCAUCGGGGUCACGAGAGGCUUCGGGGAUCACAACCUGAGAGUUCACGACUCCAACAUUUACAUCAAGCCCUUCCUGUCCUGCUGCCCAGAGGUCAGAGUUUACCCCUUAUCGCAGUUCGAGCACGGAGCAGAUGACGUUCUGAUUCUGGGAACCGACGGCCUGUGGGACGUCCUCUCUAACCAGGAAGUGGCUGAAGCGGUCACCGGUUUCCUGGCGAACUGCGACCCAGACGACCAGCACAGGUACACAAUGGCCGCUCAGGACCUGGUCAUGAGGGCGCGUGGGGAGCUGAAGGACCGYGGCUGGAGGAUAACCAACGACAGGCUGGGCUCCGGAGACGACAUCACCGUCUACAUCAUCCCCCUCAUGUACGGGAACAAGCAGAACUAGCAGAGGAACAAGAGCUGCAACCCAAAAGUUUUCCUCUUUUUUUGUCUUUGUUUUGUUGUUGUUGUAAAGACGUGCGGAUUUCCGGAAGGAUCCGAGUCGUUUCUUCUUCUCCGAACUUGGAUUCCUCUUUGUUGUAAAGAAGAAAACGAGAAACCAGACAAUGAAUGGAACUGCUGAUGACUUGAUUUUUUUUUUCUUUUUUCUUUUUUAAGUCUUGAGGAAGCCAUCUUUAACUUGGACUCUGUGGCGGACGGUGCGGUGACGUGCGUCUCAGGACCGCUGUUACUUCACGAUGCACAAUAUUUAUCAAUGUGAUGCUUGUAAAUACCAGCACAGCGUUUGACAAAAGUGGGAUUUGUGGAAUAUUUGUAUGAUGCACGAGGAAAAAAAAAAAAAAAAAGGUUUUGGCACUGAAAUGGAGAAAAGUAAAAUGUCAACUGAUACGGACUCUGUCAGCCAGGCCUCAGAUAGCGUUUUGGUGAACUAGACUUAGCAGGACUACAAUUCCCGGCCCGGGUUCGACUCUAAUCAAAAAAGAAAGAACAAAAGGCCUCUUUCUGUUGCACUUUGAGAACUUUCUGUCUUCCUCUUCCUCAUUCCUUUGACUAACAGGUGCCUCUGACACGAAUUGAUCAAAAUGUUUUUGUUUGUUUUUCAUAAAGUACUUCUACAUGACGCUGACAGCUGAGUGGACAAUCACCUUCCAUGUCUCUACAAUCACUAUGUUGUCGUUAGAUCCGGUGGUUUCUCUGUGUUUUUGUCCAGGUUGAGUCUUGUGAGUGCAACGCAGUACAGAGGAACUUCAACUAAAGUGCCUUGCAAAAGUAUUCACACCCCUUGAACCUUCUUGAAAUGUUAGUGACACAAACUUCACUGUGUUUAAUGGUGAUUUUUUAUUUUUUAUUUUUUUUGUAUGUGUGUGCUAAAUCAUCACAUAUCGGAGUAUAUGUGAACAUAAAUUUUUAUCUCUUGCUACGUAUUCCCACUAAUGUUUAUGUCUGGACUUUGACUAGGCCGUGCUAGCUCCAGUCUCAAGUCUUAASCUGUGCGUGUACAUUUUGCCAUUGUUGAGCAUGUUGAAUAUUUUUUAUUUAUUGACGCCGACAGCAAAUUGCUUCUGAAGCUAGUCGGUGGCUGCUUAAGUUUUAUUUUGGCUUAUGGGGAGUAAAACAUGUCGAAAAACAUGUUUGAUAUAUUAAGUUUGUGUUUGAAAUGUGACCAAAUGUAAAAAAAA
This is a messenger RNA of Poecilia reticulata (guppy), 3125 nucleotides long. The record is from RefSeq and is a predicted model, not a curated record. Lineage: Eukaryota; Metazoa; Chordata; Actinopteri; Cyprinodontiformes; Poeciliidae.